AUGGAUGUGAUAUCGAUCAAGAAUGAUACUGAUAAUUCCAUGAAUAUAAGCAGCAACACUUUCCAAUACUUACCAAAAUUGACAACUAUUCCGGAUCAUGAACUUAACAUUUCCGGAUUAUUCUUUUUAAUUAUUCCAACCAUUACUGUUCUGGGUAAUUCAAUGGUAAUUGUUGCUGUACUACGCUUUAGAACUCUUCAUUCCGCUAUUAAUUUUCUGAUCUUUGGUUUAGCUGUUGCUGAUCUGCUAGUUGGACUUUUCGUUAUGCCCUAUGCUGUUUAUGUUCAUGUGCAAGGUGGUUAUUGGUUUCUUGGGUCGAUGAUGUGUGAUAUAUAUUCAGCAAGUGAUGUAGCCUGUAGUACUGCAUCCAUUCUUAUACUUACAGUCAUUAGUUUUGACAGGUAUCGAGCAGUUACUCAUCCCAUAAGUUAUUCACAUAAAUCCCAUGACACAAGACGGGUUAUUUUCAUUAUGGCUGUCAUUUGGGUGAUUUCUCUUGCGCUUGCUAGUCCUAUGGUACUUGGUGUGAAUAUUCGACCAUCAGAUGCGGAUCCAUACGAAUGUCGCUUUUAUAAUCCAAUAUUUUCAAUAUCCUCAUCAAUUAUUAGCUUUGUCAUACCAUGUUUUAUUAUUCUAUUCGUUUACAUUAGGAUAAUGAUCGCUUUGCGCCACAGGCAAAAUUUAUCCAGAACACAGCACUGGCCAAUUUUACGGCCGUUAAAAAGAAUAGCAAAAGAAACGACAGCUGUCAGUAAUUUUGACUACAGCGGUCAAAAAGCGGUAACUGAGAUCGAAACAGCAGAAAUGUCAAGACCGGAGCUAACAAUCGAUUGUGAUGCAAACGAAUUAAAUAUGGGCAAAGAAAAAAAGAAAAAGUUGAAUGAUACACUUGCUAUGGUUUCAAAUAUAACUGCACUUUAUUCUCGUAAAAUUGGUAAAAAAAAUUCUAAAAGUGGAAUACGAAGGCAAUAUGACAGUUGCGGUGUAUAUAUGAAUAGAACUGUGAAUGAUGGCGCUGAUAUGAUUAAAGUGGAUGAUAGUGAUAUUUCAGAUGAAGUGAUUUCUAAUAAAGAAUUUCUCGUGCGAAUGCUAGAAAGAUUGGAUUGUAAUGGUAUGCCUUGUCCUUGCAGACAGCUUACUUUAAGAACCGAACAAGAUAUUCCUCAUGAUAGAGAAUCAGUAAUCGAUAGAGACGAACUUACACUUCAAGAAGAAAAAGAGGAAACAAAUGACAACGAAGAGCAUCUCUUCAAUGCUAAUGCAGUUGAAUCUGUUGAGCAAGAAAAAGAAAAGGAGCAGUUGAAACAUGGCGCUAAAUUUGUUGCUCAGAAACUUUUAGAUAGUGAAUUGACAUCCAAAGAAAAUGAUUUUAAAAUAAAGCAAUGUGGUGGACAAAUGGACUCAAAGCGAGUUGAAAAGAUUGAAUGGCAUGAAACGGAAAAUAUUGGAAAGGAUUCUGAUAAUCUUGGUAAAACAAUUAGCAAAAGCUGGAAAGAAUGGUGCAUUUUAUCGAGGAAACUUCCACGCUUAAUUUCAAGUGAUUUUAAAAGACCAUUAAAUCGUGGUAACAGCUUAUCCGGAAGACAUUGCGGCAGAACUCAACGAAUGGAGAAGCGCGCUACAAAGACGCUCGGUAUUGUUGUUGGUAUGGUACUUUUAUUUUGCAUAUCAUGA
This is a messenger RNA of Acanthocheilonema viteae, 1674 nucleotides long. The record is from the annotation of a GenBank genome assembly. NCBI's taxonomy places the organism in Eukaryota, Metazoa, Nematoda, Chromadorea, Rhabditida, Onchocercidae.